Messenger RNA from Sabethes cyaneus, 1183 nucleotides. RefSeq lists its product as uncharacterized. Bases 27 to 1109 code for a protein of 360 amino acids. The record is from RefSeq and is a predicted model, not a curated record. NCBI's taxonomy places the organism in Eukaryota, Metazoa, Arthropoda, Insecta, Diptera, Culicidae. The transcript has a single exon.
CGUCCCGAAGAGCGACAAUUGAAAUCAUGAAAGUGCAGUACGAUUUAGAAGGAGCGGUUAUCGAACAGCCUAAACCAAAAAAAUUAGCAGGAUGGAGAUUAAGGCUCAAAUUGGUAGCUGUGUUGCUUGUUGCCUUAAUGUUCGCUUCGGCUGUGGGAACAUUCGUCUACCAGCGGUACUAUGAGCGCCACUCAGAUAACGGAUUCGAACUUAUGGUACAUGAUGGUGAUUCUCAAGAAGAAGUGACCAGCGAGAAGCAAGAGUCAUCAUCAUCAAAAGACUUUAUAACAAGUGCCGAAUUGGAUGCAAUUAGUGAAGAUGAGCUUCGUUUGCUUUUCUCUGUUGCUGAAAAUGUGGACUCGGAUGGAUAUGAGCAGGCGGAAAAUUCAGCCGUCUUAUCAGCUGAGGAACCGGAGAAAGAAACAUGGGAAUGGGAAGGUGAUGGUAUUCUGGGUUUUAGGCUCCGCUUUGAAGACGGAAAGUGGGGGUUUGAAACACCUGUAAUUAGUGAAGAUGAAAAAGUCACUGAAAAUGACAUUGAAAGUGUUCACCAGGAAGAGUCCAACCUUAGCGAAGCACAUUUUAAUGAUUUUUCACCACAGAGUGAUAAUAAAAACUCCAAUACUGCAGUUUGGAUCAAUCCAAAUGCGGAGGAAGAUUUUGGUGCGGAAGCAGCGAUUAUGCAAUUUGAACUUAACGAACAGGGUCUGUCGAUAAAGUAUGGUAAUGAUGAAAAUAACAUGAAAGAGCUUCAGCACGACUCUGGGAUUGGAUGGCUGGCGAGAUUAAUGCUGCAGGAAUUGUUUCUGGCGGUGGAGCAGUCGAGUGAAACCGGUAAUAAGGUAGACUUGCCUGCGGUACAUGUGGGUGAUGAAAUCUGGAACUGGAGCUCAGAGGAUGGACAAAUGGGAUUCAAGUUUCGUUUCGGAGAUGAUCAGUGGAGUUUUGAACCCGCAGUGAUAGAGAAAGAUUCGAGUGAAGGCGUCCUGCAUGAAAUUAGUCGAAGUAGUUCCACAAGUGACUCUAAAGAAGAUUCGAAAUCAAAUUCUAGGGAAAGUGAUAAAAACUUCAGUACCGCUUUAGACAGUAGUGACGAUUCCAAAUCAUGAGAAAAUUUUAAAUAAAGUUCGGCGUUAAAAUUUAUAAUUAAUAAUUAAAUUAAUAAAUUUAUUUUCGUAACUGU